AUGUGAAAAUACGGUUAGAAGGGAUUCCGACGGGAUAUCUGUUAUCCGUAAAGUUGAAAUCUUUCGUGGUUGUGGUGUAUAAUGCGUUUGCUGAAUGUAAUAUUUAUAUUACAAGUAGGCUCUUUCAUAGGAGUGUCAUAUUCAUCUUCUAAAUGGAUAUUGGAACUGGGUGAUAAUUUCAUUGAUGUUCGUCGAGACGGAGGAUAUUGGCUAGUAAAGUUCUACACUCCAUGGUGUGGCCAGUGCAAACGUUUGGAACCAAUAUGGGCACAUGUUGUCCAGGCUCUCAAGAACACACAUAUACGCGUGGGAAAAGUUGAUUGCACCACUUUUCCAAAUAUUGCCAAGGCAUUUGACAUUGCAGUUUAUCCAACAAUUAAGUUAAUAAAAAUGGAUGAAGAAUUUGUUUUCAAAGGUGACAAAAAUGUUGAUGAGAUUGUUAACUUUGCAAUACGGCUAUCAGGACCACCUGUACAACAUGUUGCUAGAUCUGAGAGUUUGGCAAAUAUCAAAAAUAUGAAUCAGUUAUUUUUUAUGUAUGUAGGAGAUCAAAAAGGACUGUUAUGGAACACAUUUUAUGAUGUUGCGUCAAAGAUGCAAGCACAUGCUUUUUAUUACGCAGCUAGUGAAGACUUAGCCAGGGAUCAUGUUGAUAUUCAUACACUCCCUGCUGUAUUUGUUCAUAAGGAAAACUCACAUUACUUCUAUACAGUUGGAGAGGGCAACUUCAAAGAUGAAGCUGAGCAUCUGAAUUUUUCAAUGUACAAUUGGAUAAACGAGGAACGUUUUGAAACAUUUCCUAAAAUUACAGAAGGAAAUAUCGAUGAAAUACUCCUAACAAAGAAGUACAUCGUACUGGUAGUUGUGGAAGAAAAUAAACUUUUCCAGAUUCCAAAGGAGAUGCUUGAAUUUCGAAAUACGGUUGAAUCUCUGGUUAGGAGGAAAAGAGAUAAGUACCAUAAACGUUUUCAAUUUGGAUGGACAAGUAACCUGGAACUGGUUAAUAACAUUGCAAUGCAAAUUGUAUCAUUACCGUAUUUGUUGGUAUUGAAUUCAACUACUUUCCAUCAUCAUAUUCCAGAAGACGAUCCCACUGAAAUGACCCCAGAUGCAAUAGACAUGUUUCUUGAAAGGGUCUACAAUCAGACAGCUCCACUAUAUGGAGGGAAUGACUUGGCUGUGAGACUUUAUAGAUCCUAUUUCAAAGCAAGAACAACUUUGGGUGAUAGAUGGCGCGGAAAUCCGGUAUUAACAACUGUUUUAUUGGCAUUGCCUAUGGGAUUUUUAUCAUUCAUUUUGUAUUCCUGUUGUUGUGCAAAUAUAUUGGAUGCAGAGGAAGAUGAUGAAGAAGAAUGUCACGAGAAGAAAGAUUGAAUGAAAUAUAAAUUAUUUGAAUUUCAUUCCAGCUUGGAUUAUUUGAAAAUCUAUUUACUAAACUGCAAAGUACUUCAAGGAAGAUUCAAAUUUGCAGCAGUUUUGAUUUGAUUCAAUGUGACAUCGUUAUGCUAGUUGAGAUUGAUUAAUCACCAAGAUGAUUCUGAAUUCAGAUGUACACAUAAUCAUUACAAUGAUGAGCCAGUAUUGAUGUACCUUUAUUUUGAAUUUGUAUUUGAUGAAUAAAACUGUUUAUUUAUAUUGA
Leptinotarsa decemlineata (Colorado potato beetle) is the source of this 1639-nucleotide messenger RNA. Its product is annotated as protein disulfide-isomerase TMX3. Gene Ontology annotation, cellular component: endoplasmic reticulum. NCBI's taxonomy places the organism in Eukaryota, Metazoa, Arthropoda, Insecta, Coleoptera, Chrysomelidae. The record is from RefSeq and is a predicted model, not a curated record.